Dioscorea cayenensis subsp. rotundata (Guinea yam) is the source of this 1646-nucleotide messenger RNA. Its product is annotated as mitochondrial fission protein ELM1-like. NCBI's taxonomy places the organism in Eukaryota, Viridiplantae, Streptophyta, Magnoliopsida, Dioscoreales, Dioscoreaceae. The transcript is spliced from 10 exons. The record is from RefSeq and is a predicted model, not a curated record.
AGAACCGGGAUGCGGAUCCGGAUCCGAUAGGCGCUGGUAAGGUGUUCCAAGCGGCGGCGGGAGCAAAGGCAAAGAAUCCGAGAAUCCUCUCGAUUGGUCUCAUCGAAGGCCCGGGAAACCCUAACUGCCGAUCGUGUUCGAAGCCCUAGGGUUUGAAUUGGAUCUACGAUGAGGCCCAUCAGGCUCCCUGAGCCGCCCAGUGGCCCCGUCGGCAUGCCGGAGAUUUUCGAAGGUGGCCUCAAUGUCAUUCGCCGCGCCAUUGUCAUUGGAAAUGGCUUCCCCGGUGCCGAGAACCAGUGCCUUGGCCUUGUUCGAGCCCUUGGCCUUGCCGAGAAGCAUACUCUUUAUCGUGUUGUAAGACCAAGAGGCGGAAUUAAUGAGUGGCUCCGGUGGCUCCCAGUGUCUCUGCAUAAGAUGAUAGAAAGUGUGAUCAGAAGGAUAUCAGGUGAUUCGCAAUUUGGAGGGAGUAUCCAAAGCAGAAGGGUAUUCCCAUUGGCCGCUCAGAAUGGUGGGAGUGUUGGCUUAUCGUCGAUCUUGGAAGCUGAUGCCAAGAAGAUUGCAUCACUUGCUCAUGAGACUUUUUGAGAAGUAAGGGAAGGACCAAUUCUGGUGGUUGCUUCUGGACGUGACACCAUCUCUAUAGCUAGUUCUGUAAGACGUUUGGCUUCACAACAUGUAUUUGUCAUCCAGAUACAACAUCCAAGGACACGUCUCGACAGGUUUGACUUGGUUGUUACUCCGCGUCAUGAUUAUCAUGUGCUUAGCCCUAGUGGACAACAAGAAAUCCCUCAAUUUAUAAGACGGUGGAUAACACCUAGAGAGCCACCUAGUAGGAAUGUGGUUCUCACUGUGGGAGCAUUACAUCAGGCGGAUUCUGCCCUGCUUCGACUAGCUGCAUUAAACUGGCAUGCAGAACUAGCCCCUCUCCCAAAGCCUUUGCUUGUAGUGAACAUUGGAGGACCUACACGGCAUUGCCGAUAUGGUGCAGACCUUGCCAAACAGUUGGCAGUUUCACUUCAUAGUGUAAUGGCAACAUGUGGAAGUGUCAGAAUUUCCUUCUCCAGGAGAACCCCUCAAAAAAUACGAGCCAUUAUGCUAAGGGAAUUUGGUGAUCAUCCCAAAGUCUAUAUAUGGGAUGGUGAAGACCCAAACCCACAUAUGGGACAUCUAGCAUGGGCUGAUGCUUUCAUUAUAACAGCAGAUUCAGUUAGUAUGUUGAGUGAGGCCUGCAGCACAGGGAAGCCUGUGUACACAGUUGGAGCUGAACGGUGUACAAUGAAAUUUUCUUCUUUCCAGAAAACACUGCAAGAGAACGGAGUUGUCCGGCCAUUCACAGGAAUGGAGGAUAUGUCUGAUAGUUGGAGUUAUCCUCCCCUCAACGAUACAGCUGUAGUUGCAGCGCGGGUUCGUGAGGCACUGGCAGAGCGUGGCUGGACAUUGCGUUAAAUAAUUCCCUGAUUAAAGAUACAAUUCACCCUAUACUUGAUACGGUUGAGUUUUCCACACAAGAUUUGUGUUCGUAAUUAGAUAUUACUUUCUCUCUGAGGUUUUUCGGAGUUGUAAAAUAAAAUGGCUAUUCCCCAGCUUGUAAAAUUCAACGAGUAUUAUAAGAUUGAUACAGUGAUAGGCGACAAAAUCUCCAACUU